AUGUACUCCCUGGCACUGGUUGCGUGCGCAGUUGCUCUGAGCCACUGUGCUCUUGCAGCGAAAGUCUGUCCCAGGCCACCAGAAGUGCUGUUUGCCACAAUUGACGUAAACAAAAGCGUGUAUGAUGUGGGUGAGGAAAUAGAAUAUACCUGUAGGCCUGGGUUCGUCCCCAAUAACGGCCAAAGGAAGUACACCUGCCUCCCGACCGGCAAGUGGCCUCUCAAUACGCUGUUGUGCCUACCAAAGAGAUGUCCCAGUCCUGGACCCUUGCAGCAUGGAAAACUUGAUUUUAUAGACCACCACUAUCAGAGUUCUAUAAAUUUUUCAUGUGAACCAGGUUACAACCUUGUUGGGACAAGAACGAGCCAAUGCAUGGCAGAUGGAAAGUGGAGUGGAACUCUUCCACAGUGUCAACCGGUGACUUGUGCACCUCCCUCGCUUCCUGAAUUUGGAGUCCUUUCCUACCGUCGCUUAAAACCUGGAAAUAUUUCUAAUUUCCUGGACACGAUUACUUUUGAAUGUGUACCUCCUCUCGCACUUAUUGGGAAUGAGACGGCUACCUGCAUGGCCAACGGGAACUGGAGCAGCAUUCCAGAGUGCAAGGUUGUCACAUGCCCCACUCCAACAGGAAUAGAAAAUGGAUUCAUAGAGUUUGCUGUUCGUAGAACAUAUCACUAUAAUGAAAGCGUCAGCUUCGGCUGCCAGUCCAGCUACGUGCUGGAUGGACCUAAGCAUUCCCGAUGUGAAAACACUGGAAACUGGUCCACAAAGCCAACCUGUAAAGGACCAUGUAAAAUACCAGUUAAGAAAGCUGUAGUAUUAUACAACGGCGAGAAGAAAAGAGUUCAGAACGACCUUAAGGAAGGCAUUCAGCAUGGUGAAACCAUAUCCUUCUUCUGCAAGAAUAAAGAAAAAUCCUGUGCCUACACGGUAGCUGUUCCAUGUGUGGAUGGCAACCUUACUCUCCCCGCCUGUUUCAAAGAACGUGGCUUUUUUUCAACUCUUGUGAAGAAGGACCCAUCAGACAUGAAACCAUGUGAAGACCAAGCAUGA
Aptenodytes forsteri (emperor penguin) is the source of this 1053-nucleotide messenger RNA. RefSeq names its product apolipoprotein H (gene APOH). The record is from RefSeq and is a predicted model, not a curated record. Lineage: Eukaryota; Metazoa; Chordata; Aves; Sphenisciformes; Spheniscidae. Bases 1 to 1053 code for a protein of 350 amino acids. The transcript has 8 exons.